AUGGCGUCUUCGACAAGGCAAGAUUUAGCAAUAAGACAGAUAUCGAUUCUAAUCCAACCACGGCCUCCAACGCUGGAUGACAUAUCGAAGGUCGAAGUGGCACCGGACACGGAAAUGCAGACAAAGCAGAACAAAGAGAAGAGUAAGGAAAGAAAGAGGAUGGAAAGAAAAAAGAAGAUAGAGAGAAAGGAGAGAAAGAGAAUGAAAAGAAAGAAGAAGAAGAAAAAGAAGAAGAAGCAGAAGGAGGAAAAGGAAAAGGAGAAGGAUGUGCAGAAUGUGCAGAAGGUGAAGAAAGGGAGUAAGAGGAUAAAGCAAAAAGAAGUAAGGCAAGUUCGGCGGAUGAUGGAGACAACUACUGAUAUAUCUUGGAGUCGAUUCCGACCCCUCAUGUUUGCCCGGUGGCUGGUGGAUGUGUCAAAGUUCUGGUUUUGA
Coccidioides immitis RS is the source of this 432-nucleotide messenger RNA. RefSeq lists its product as uncharacterized. The record is from RefSeq and is a predicted model, not a curated record. The coding region runs from base 1 to 432 and encodes 143 amino acids. NCBI's taxonomy places the organism in Eukaryota, Fungi, Ascomycota, Eurotiomycetes, Onygenales, Onygenaceae. The transcript has a single exon.